This is a messenger RNA of Nomia melanderi (Alkali bee), 5894 nucleotides long. The record is from RefSeq and is a predicted model, not a curated record. NCBI's taxonomy places the organism in Eukaryota, Metazoa, Arthropoda, Insecta, Hymenoptera, Halictidae.
CGCGGAACGCUUCCGCUCUCGUCCCCCGUUCCGGGAGUGCUGUCGAUCAGGCCGCGCGCGCGCGCGCGAGCUCGCGAUCCUCCGGCGCGAGCGAAUCGUUGCUCGCAACGCCGUGUCGCAGUCGUGGGAUUGCGGCUGUGUCGGUAGAAGCAGGUCCGCGAACGGCCGUUCCGCGUCACGGGACAGAACUCUCUCGGCCCUCGUCCGUUGGAAACACGGGGCGAGGAGAGAGAGAGAGCCAGGGAUCGCGAACGGGGUAGUGUCGUCCGACCGCCGCGAGGAUCGCGCGUAUCCGAGGCGGAGUGAGACUGUGACGGAACGCGAGAGAGCUACAGCGAGUUCCAAAGCCGCGCGUCCGAGGCCCUCGCGAGCAGUCUCGAGGAUUCGGUGGUGGAAACUCGGUGAUCCGCGGCUCGGCCUCGGGCGUCCCUCGAUCGACCGUGGCCACGAGCGAAAAUCCCAUCGGCGGACCCGCGGCAGUCGUUCGCGCGCGAGGUGAAUCGAUGGUGCACGCGAAAUCGUGACGCGAUCGUUCGUUGGCUGGUAGUACGCACGAUGUCGCGCCGCGAUGGGUCACGUGACUGAGCACGGUCCAGGAGAGGAAUAGCGGUGGAGGGCGCAGAGGCGAGAAGAGAGAGCGAGCCGACCGACCGAAGGAGGACCUUCCGGUGAGGACCUUCGCGGGUCCAGGUCAGGGCGCCGUGCUCGCCGAACGCAGACGGAGGUGGCUACCAGCCGUGGGCGGACCGAGCUGGCAGCGGCCGGGUCUCUCAGCGACGACGGGCCGGGACUAACAAUGUCCUAGCGAAGGCAGGACCGCGUCUAGGCCGAUCCCCCUCGUCCUGUUCCGUCUCUCGUCCAACAGAACCUCGAUCCCCGUCUCGCAAACACCCUAACCUCCGGAACAAACACGACCGACUCUCGAGCCACCGAUCGACACGCGCGAGACUCGACGGUGCUGGAAAGGGACACGUGCGCGACCCGAUCUACCGAACGGAGACACGGUGGACGUGAACACGCAACGAUCGCGCGUCCUCGUUCCCGACGUCGUUCUCUCGGCAAGUUUCCAGCAGGAACGUGGACACGACUCGGCUAGAAACGCGCGCAGAGCGCACACCUAGAGACGACGGAGCACGCACACGUACGCGGAGGCGAAACGGCACACGGAGCGUGCACUGGGUGACGCGUACACGGGCACGCGAGCUUCCUCCCGAAUCCAGCCAAGUCCAAAGUCCUUAAUCCCGUGGGGUGAUCCUGGCCCCGCCCGCAAGCGAAGGAACCACACCCCGGCCAGAGAACGAACCCAGGAUACAGAUUUACCGAGUUCUCCUCCUGGUGAUGCUAGCGGCACGCUGUGGCGGUUGAAGUGGCUGUCGCGAAGGCUGAAGAAGUGGCGAAGUUGCUGAAAAUCGGCGCCGGGAGCGGAAGAUCCGGGCAGCGGUAGUGGUGGCGGAACGGCAGGGGUACUAUGGGAGCGGGGGUAUGGGGGGCGGAGGAGGGCUACAAGCCACGGACCUCCGGCGAAGGCUCGAGUCCCGGUGUUCAGGAAGCACUCUUCCCCAGAGCCCUCGUUCCUUAAGGCACGAUGGUUACCCGGCAGCGGAGGGAAACCACUACGACCAGGAAGAAAGGGUUGGCCUGCAAGCAACCCUCGCUUCCGGUCAACCGACUUGUACAGGUUCCCGGCCCUGCAGACGCCAGGAGAACGAAGAGAAUGGCCACGAGAAGCGUGUGAGACGCGCGAAUGGCGGCUGCGGCUCGCUCUGCGGAAAGCUGCGCCGAAUCUCCGUCGGGAGAUUCCUCGGCAACGACGCCGAGGAAGAUGAAGCCAGCAACGGGAAGAGGCAUCGGCUCCGAUGGUGUCGCAGGGACUUACGGUGGAUCGCGGAUGUGGCGACGAGGACCCUGCUCCUCGGGAUCGUGCUCUUCGUCACGCCAGGUCUCUGCCACCAGGACGCGGUGCACAUUACGGCAAUCCUGGGGGAGAGCGUUGUCUUCAACUGUCACGUAGAGUUCCCCGGUGAGCACCCAGUGCCCUACGUUCUCCAAUGGGAGAAGAAGGUAGGCGACACGGAGAUACCGAUAUACAUAUGGUACGAGUCGUAUCCGACCCACAGUGGCGAGGGUUACGAAGGUCGAGUCUCGAAGGUGAGCCCGAAUUCACCGUACGGCGUGGCGAGCCUCAACCUGACCGACAUCCGCGAGAGCGAUCAAGGAUGGUACGAGUGCAAGGUCGUCUUCCUCAACAGGUCGCCCAACAACAACAAGAAUGGCACCUGGUUUCACCUGGACGUUCACGCGCCGCCGAAGUUUAGCAUCACGCCGGAGGACAUGAUCUACGUGAACGUGGGCGACGCGAUAAUUCUAAACUGCCAGGCGGAAGGCACGCCGACGCCCGAAAUCCUCUGGUACAAGGACGCGAAUCCGGUCGAGCCGUCGACCACCAUCGGGAUAUUCAACGACGGCACGGAGCUCAGGAUCUCGACGAUCAAGACCGAGGACAUCGGGGAUUACACGUGCAUCGCGCGUAACGGGGAGGGCCAGAUCAGCCACACGGCCCGCGUGAUAAUCGCAGGCGGAGCAGUGAUCACCGUGCCGCCGACCAACCAGACGAAGCUGGAAGGCGAGAAGGUGCAAUUCUCCUGCGAGGCGAAGGCUCUCCCGGGCAACGUGACGGUGCGCUGGUUCAGGGAGGGCGCGCCGGUGACCGAGGUCUCGGCGCUGGACACGAGGGUGACCAUCAAGGCCGACGGCAGCCUCGUUAUCAAUCCCGUCAGCGCCGACGACUCCGGCCAGUACCUUUGCGAGGUGACCAACGGCAUCGGGGAUCCGCAGAGCGCCAACGCUUACCUCAACGUGGAAUAUCCAGCAAAGGUUACGUUCACCCCGACGGUCCAGUACCUGCCGUUCCGUUUGGCGGGGGUGGUCCAGUGUUACAUAAAAGCGAACCCGCCGCUGCAGUACGUGACCUGGACGAAGGACAAGCGGCUGCUGGAGCCUUACCAGACGAAGGACAUCGUGGUGAUGAACAACGGCUCGCUGCUGUUCACGCGUGUGAACGAGAACCACCAGGGCAGAUACACGUGCACGCCGUACAACGCGCAGGGCACGCAGGGUAGCUCCGGCCCGAUGGAGGUCCUCGUGCGUAACCCGCCCGUGUUCACGCUGGAGCCGGAGCCGAUCUACCAGAAGAAGGUCGGCGAGACCGUCGAGAUGCACUGCGACGCGCAGGAGGCCGAGGGCACGCAGAAGCCGACGAUACAGUGGCACAGGAGAGACGGCGCGUCCAUCGAGCGCAACCGGGCGAAGAUCAUCGGCGGCAAUCUGACGAUCGAGAGCCUGCGGCGAUCGGACUUCGGCUUCUACCAGUGCGUCGCGACCAACGAGGUGGCCACGAUCUCGGCGUCCACGCAGCUGAUCGUCGAAGGGACCCAACCGCACGCGCCGUACAACGUGUCGGGGACCGCGACCGAGUUCUCCGUCACGUUGACGUGGCUGGCGGGCUAUUCCGGCGGGCCCGACUACAAGCAAGACUAUACCAUUUGGUACAGGGAAUCGGGCACGUCGGAAUGGCUAACGAUCCCGGUGACGCCUUCCGGCAGCACCACGGUGACGAUCAACAACCUGACGCCGGGCACGCUGUACGAGUUCCAGGUGAUCGGGAAGAACGCCCUGGGCGACGGGAUGCUGAGCAAAGUCAUUACUAUCAGGACUCUUGACAUCUUAGAUUAUAGUACCCUCGUGUUACCGACCGAUUCCACAGGCAACCCGGUCUUCCCGCCGAUCAUGCGCCCGAAAGGACCGAAGCCAGGUCCCCCCAAGAAUCUCACGGUGACAGAGAUCAGUAACGGUUUCCUGAUAACCUGGCAAGCUCCUGUGGAACGGAACCACCUUAUCCAGUACUACACCAUUAAGUACAAGACGGACGGACCCUGGAAAACGCUCAACAAGGGACAAAUCCGACCCGAAGAAACCAGUUACUUGGUGAAGAAUCUGGUCGGCGGCAGGACCUACUAUUUCCAAGUGUUCGCGAACUCGGCGACGAACUACGGCGCCAGCGAGCAGGUGAAAUUCCCGGUGCCCGCCCGCGUGAAGCACAAGGCGAUCACCGCCGGCGUGGUCGGUGGUAUACUGUUCUUCAUCGUCGCGAUCAUCCUGAGCAUAUGCGCGGUGAAGAUAUGCAAUAAGCGGAAGAGACGAAAACAGGAGAAAGAACUGCUUUCAGCGUAUAGUAUGGUGACCUGCCGGGUCACCGACGCCAGGAACGGCGCAGGGCAGGGGCCCCAGGGAACAGUGCCUUUGAAAAAGUGAGUGUCAAACCGCCGGAUCGUUAACGUUUACUUUUCUCCAUUUAUUUUCUCGUUUUUUCUUUCUAUCGAGAACUCAUACAGGUUAUAUAUAUCCGAAUCACACUUUGAAUCUCUCGGUCCCCCUGUUACACGGGGACACUCUCGAACGAUUUAAUGCCAGAACCGAAGACGUAGGAGGUCGCAUCUGCGCCCGUCCCUGUACGAGACGAGACGGAGGUGUCGCCUCUCGUUCGGAAAUUUCGGGUUCGAUGGAACAGAGAAACGGCUAAGAUUAUACGGAAAGUACGGGACGAGGCAGAUGAGACCUCGAAGAGAUAUACAUCACUUAGGUUUAGCCAGAGCUAGCAAUUAAGUCCACUCCACCCCCUCUUACGAGCAUUAGGCGACCGAAGCACCGCAAGCAUUUACGAAACCUCUCACGAGUAAUCAAUAGCUGACAAAAUGUUCGAGAUGAUUCUAUUACCUGAUUAUGCAUACAUAUAUAUAUAUCUCUAUAUAAUACAUAUAUAUUACUAUACGUUGUUUCUAUUGUCACGAGUUUAUCGAGGUUAUGUAUUGACACUGGACCCGGGACGCGGAUCGUUCGUUCGAUAACCGAGCCCGAUCGACGGCCUGCCUCCGACCAGUCGGAACGCGGUGUGUAAGUAUGCGUUAUCGGGCGAACGACACCGUUCCCAUUUGAUCUACCAGAUCGCUAUCGCCGUGUCUACCUGGGAGGCCCGCCAGGGACGCGGGGGACGACCCGUUCCUCCGCGGAACACCGGUUGCCGCCCUCCACCGUGGCACCUCGCUUAUCCGAACACGAGGAUCACGUGUGCUCGGUUGUCUCCUGAUCUUAUUUAUUGCGGGAAUUCGAGUUUUGAAGGUUGGAUGAUGUAGUUUGUUUUUAUAGGAGAUUUUUGCUUUUGGCGUUUGGAAGUUUACUCUCUGUUAUACGAACGUGCGUAUCCUAUGCACAUACACAGGAACUACCGAGUACGUCGAAAUGAUUUAUUUCUACAUUCACUUUUGCAGUUCUUAACACUUUACGGGCAUUUAUUGUACACUUCAUUCUAUUAUUCCUAAAAGAAUCGAUGUUCGUUUAUUUAGAUUGUGGAAACUGGAGAUUUGAUAGCAGGUAAUUGGGGUACAUGUCAGUGUGAUCGCAUCGAUCAAAAUCGGCGUAAACAUUUACGAAAUAAUAUUUCUAAAAUCCAAUAUGCGUCGAUUUGACGCGUUCCGUAAACCUAGUAUUAAGGAAGAACAGAUGCUUAGGGAAAUGAGCGAUGAAAGUGAUUUAGAUUAAAUUGUAAAUCGAGUGGAAUCUCAAGUGUUGGAGUUUCUAUGGAUAGAUUAUAAGAUCUAAUCGAAUUACUCGGUAGUUGGUGUUAACACGUUGACACUUUGAAACCGGUGAGGAAUUCUUUGAUUUUCAACUAGUCGAUUCUAGUUCGGUCAAGAUUUUAUACUUUGAGAAUAAAAUUAUAUUUUUUGGUUUAUAAUAUUAACCUUUAGCACUCCAGAUGAUUUUAUAAUUUAUCAGCUGCAACUAAUUUUUAUGGUAUCUCCAGUGAAAAUGAAGAAUACUAUAACAUUCCUUCGAUC